This is a messenger RNA of Symbiodinium necroappetens, 936 nucleotides long. NCBI's taxonomy places the organism in Eukaryota, Dinophyceae, Suessiales, Symbiodiniaceae. The record is from the annotation of a GenBank genome assembly.
AUGGUUAACAAAAAUGGUGGGGUUUACCUAGCUGCAUGCAACCAUCAAGCAUGCCACAGUCACCAGAAGGCCUUUGCUAAGGGUAGCCUUGCGAAGGCAUCGCUGUUGAAGAAGGGUGUUUGCAGGAUGCCCUGGAAGGUUGUAAGGGGCGGCCGUGGUGAAUUGAAGCUCUCCAACACAGAAGCGAAAGGCUCUGUCGAUGUUACGGCAGUACGUGUUGACAGAAGGAAGAACAUCGCUAGGAAUCCGAAACGUUUCGAUCGCCAAGCUCAGCAUCAGCUUGCAGAGCAAGCGCCAAGUUUGCCGGAGAGCAGCAACGAGAAGAUAAUGCCGGUCUGCUGCUUUUCUGGUGCAGCACGCUCCGGUGAACUGGGCAGUGCAUUCUCCUCGUUCGCGAGAGUCGCUUAUGGGGAGCACUGCGCUGUGGAUACAAUGGAUGCAUUUGGUCGUUUCGGCUUCACGACCCUGGCCCAGUGCCUGUUUGCUGCUAUGCCCAACUCUAAGGUACUGAAAGGGUUGAUCCCGGUUCACACUAUCGGGAGGAUAUGCUGGCCGCUGAUCCUGGGUGGUUGGAGCUUGGGGGCUUUGCCUGCAAGGCAAGUUGCGCACUGCUUGGAGAUGAUGGAAUUCCGAGUCCACGCACUGUUUGCAUUGGACGAGCGCACCUGCCGAGUGGCUGAGCCCAUUCAGCGUUUAGCAGCGCGACGUGCUCUGGCAGGCGAAGCAUGGGGUCGCUUCCGCAGUGCUGCCAUCAGUGUCCACUUCACCUGUCCGCGUUUCCGAGAAGUUUGCAUGGAAGGUCAGGACUUUACGCGGCGCGCUGCAAAUGAUGGUAGCGUCAGCUCUACAGCAGCCCUGCACAGUGCUCGCUCGUACUUCGCCAUCUUCCGCGACGCGCGCCAUUUUGACAUCGGCGUGAGUCAUGUGAGGAACUAA